CGAUUCAUCGAUUAGAGCUUCCAACACGCAUUCAUCCAGUCCUCGUUUGACGAUUCUCUACUCCGUGCCCCCCGAUCCAUCCCGCCCGUUGCGAUCCGUCAGCCACAUCACAAUGUCCUCCAAGUACGCUUUCACAAAGGGCCUGAAGGAGCUGCGCUUCCUUUUCUGCCAAACCUCUCAGGAUAGUGCUGCUACCCGGUCGUUCCUGCAGCGCGCCUAUCCUACCAUGAAGAAGCACAACCCCUCCACUCCUAUCUUGAUCCGCGAGGCCGCUGGCACUGUGCCCAGAGUAUAUGCUAGAUACGAGCUCGGAAGAGAGCAGCAGGAAGCCUUGACCGGCUUGACGGAUCAGCAGAUUGAAGAGAAGGUUACCAAACUGGUGAAAGCGUCUUCAUGAUCCGUCUCAAUUGUUGCGCCCUUAUCCAUAUAUUCAUGCUACCAUGUUUUUACCCACUUCGUCCGCGCUGUACCUAUAGAUGAAUCUGAAGACAACUUGCAC
Molecule: messenger RNA, 499 nt
Organism: Aspergillus saccharolyticus JOP 1030-1
Lineage: Eukaryota; Fungi; Ascomycota; Eurotiomycetes; Eurotiales; Aspergillaceae
Product: L51/S25/CI-B8 domain-containing protein
Exons: 5
Coding region: 113-397 (94 amino acids)
Source: RefSeq, a predicted model, not a curated record